AUGGCGGAGAUGUACACAGCACGCGCGACGUCGGUCUUGUCGCCCUUCGGUGGUGGUCACUGUGACAGUCAUGCAGAGCCGAUACCUGUGCAAGCAUCAAAGAUCGAGCUGCAGCCCACGAUAAUGGUGGAUCGAGACCUUCGUCGGGCAGACCUCGACGCGGCACCGUCGGUCACCGAGGCGGCCCACCUGCAGGAGCGAUGCGUCGACAUGGCUACGGAGCUGUUCGAGCUCAAGACCCGGUUCGACGAACAAGAGAAGGAACUCAAGUGGGCCAAGAGGGAAGCAGAGUCGAGGGAACGAGACUUCAAGGAGGUGCACAGGGUGUGCGAGGAGGAACGCCGGAGCUCCAAGUCGUUCAUGAGAAGAGUCAAGACCUUGGAAGAGGAAAACAGCAAACUGGCCGCGGACAACGCCGACUUACGGCUGGACAGGGAACGCCUCCUGGGAGUGGUGCGGAGGUACAAGGACGCCGGUCGGAAGGAGUCGGUGGCGGCGCAUCGCGACCGCCUGCGCAAGCGACACAUGUCCGAGAAGGAGGUGAAUCGGUGCGACCUUGCGUCGGCGAAGCUAGGGCUUAAGGCGAUGGGGCAGGAGAACAAACGCCUGCUCUCCAAAGCCAAGGGCCAAGCAAGUCGCAUUCGGGAGCUAGAGAAUGGGACUGAAGUCCUCGCGAAGAAACUCUCCGAGUUGGAGCAUGAGUUAGAAUGCGCUAUCAAUCAAAAGGAUGCUGUGCAGCAAGAAUCCGACAAGGCGUUGGCCCAAGAGCAGAGGGCCAAGUCGGACAUGGAGCACGAAGCCCUGCUACGGCUGCAGGCUGUCGAGCAGGCUUCUUCUGCCUCGAGGGCCGAGGAGGAGGCUAAGGCCGCCAAGACAGCAGCAGAGGCAGUGAUCGAGACCUUGCGAGUGAAGCUAGAAUCGACGGUGAAGAAGCUGGAGGCCAAGGAUUCGGCACGAGCCAGGCACCAGGGCAGUGUAGUUCGGUACCAGAAGAUGAUCGACAGUCAGGCCAUGGCGCUGCAGGCUGCUCGGGAGCAGCUACUAGGCGAGAAGGUUCGCCGGCAAGAGUCCGAACGCCAAGCUCGGCUCCGGCACAUCGCCGCCAUAGACUCCAAGUCUCGAGCAGCUGCCGGCGCCGGCGCUACCUCUACAAGGAGGCCAGCAUCCUCGCCGACAGCGAGACGUCCAGCAUCGCGAGCUUUCCCCGCUUCAUCGGGACAGGGAGCUACUCGGGGGACCUGGGCAGGCCGUCGAUAAAGUGGCCGCUUGCUCGCUCGCUCGCUCAUUUCGCGGCGAACGAGGACCCUGGGAUACGGUUCUGCCGUCCUCUGCCGCCCCCCCAGCCCCCGCUAUCGUCCUAAUGGCAAUAAGAAUAAUGUGCGAAAUCAUCAUGGUGUGCGGCAACCGCUGCUGGUACGGCCGCACAGACAGCUUGAUGCAUGGUAUGGAUUAGAUGGAGGAUCACCUUCGGAAAACUGAACAUCUUCCCUCAUCUCACUCUCCCUUCUUGGAUGAAUGAAUGCUCACGCGAUGUGCAGGGCGGGUCGGGACGUGGGGGUAGCAAAUAGCGUGCAUCCUUUCGUACUGUCUUCGCCGUGUCAUCGGCGUUCUCUCACGUUUUCCCGUUGAAUACUCAUCAUUGUUGACGUAAAGGACAGACCAAAGUGGUUCAUCACGUCAUGCUAGACGUUCCGGGGCAAGAGGGGCUACGUUAAAAGGUGUUGCUCGGCAACGAG
Molecule: messenger RNA, 1736 nt
Organism: Ectocarpus siliculosus
Lineage: Eukaryota; Phaeophyceae; Ectocarpales; Ectocarpaceae
Source: the annotation of a GenBank genome assembly